GUAGCCAUUUUGGCUCAAGCUGCGGCCUGGCCCCCCCCGCGUGUCGCGGGCGCGGGCGUGCGAUGACGCGGGCGGCCAUGGCUGGCCGUAAGAUCGUGGUGAGGCACGGGUCGACGGUGACGCACCUCGGCUCCGUGGAGGAAGCGGCGCAGUUCGUCCGCCUGCUCGAGGCGGAGGGGCGCGUGCCUGGGAGUGAGCUGGACACGCUCAACAACUUCGAGGCGGUGCUGCGCGGCGCGGGCUCCCACCUGGCGCUGGGGCGCAAGGCGACGACGGAGGAGGUGAGGCGCACGCUGGUCUCGGUCGGUGAGCUGGACCUGGCCAAGCGCUGGGUGACGUUCCGGGCGGGACGGCGCCUCACCGCACACCCUGAUCCCGAGCUGGCGGACGAGGUGCUGCUGGCGCUUGAGAAGGGCGGGGUGACCAGCUACGAGGCGCAGCUGGAGGAUAACCUGAAGGAGAUCGAGGAGGAGAAGGGCCUGAUGUACGUGGAGGAGAUGGCCCAGGGGAUGACUCGGUCCGCGAAGGGCACCCUGCAGCAGCCUCCGGUGAAGUACAAGGGGGAGCCGAAGAAGAAGGACCUCAAGUGCAGCCCUGACGACAAGGCCACCUGCGGCAUGGUGAUGGUGUCGGCCAGGUGCGACGGGGACGUGACGAUCCAGGAGAACUCUCGGCUCUACAAGGGGGAGUCCGCGAACAACGCCGAGAAGAUUGAAGUCGCGACGGAUCGGGAGCAGGACAUACUCUCGCUCAAGGCGGACUGUGAUGCCAAGGAGCAGACUCAGGCCGUGCAGGUCGGGCAGCUUCAGGAGACCGUCCAGUCGCUGACGUUCCAGCGCGACACGCUCAGGGAUCGCUUGCAUGAAGUGGCGACGGAGCUCGAGGCGCUGAAGAACCUCGUCUCGAAGAAGGAGCAGGACAUGUCCAUGGAUGGCUCCACGGGGGACGACCUCAAGGAGAAGGAGAGGGCCGACUUCGAGAGCAACUUUGUGAGCCUCUCGGGUGAGAAGGAGCUGAAGGAAGUGAAUACGGGGGGCACCAGCGGCAAGGAGUACGCCAUGGCCGAGUGCGCCAGGAAGAACGCCGUCUUGUACCAGGCAAGCCUGAGCGUUGAGUCUGCCAAGGCCGCCCUGGCCCGUGCGGAGGCCGAGUGUGACGACGCCGCUGCUGAGAUGACCGAUGCGUACUUGGCUCUGGGCGAGUCCGAGCAGCGUGAGGUCAUCGUGAAGCUCGGCCUCCCCGACUCCUUCAGCACCUUCCCCGUCAAGACGGCCGAGUUUUGAGUGCCGCGGAGGCUCGUGCCCUCCUGCGGCACUUCGGUCGGUACUGUCGCGGAGGCUCGUGUUCCUCCUGCGGCGGUGCUGCCUGGCGGGCGGAGGCUCGUGUUCCUCCGCCGCCUGGCCCUUUCGCGCGGAGGCUCGUGUUCCUCCUGCGGCGCCCUGGGUUCGCGGAGGCUCGUGCUCCUCCUGCGACCCAGGGGCUGCUGAAAAGGUGGAUCGGCCGCGUGCGCGGCGUUCAGCAGAGUCCAGCAGAGUCCUCCUCCUCCUCCUCCUCCUCCUCCUCCUCCUCCUCCUC
Molecule: messenger RNA, 1575 nt
Organism: Prorocentrum cordatum
Lineage: Eukaryota; Dinophyceae; Prorocentrales; Prorocentraceae
Source: the annotation of a GenBank genome assembly